AUGGAAGUGCCAGAUUCAGCCGCGCAAAUAUUCAAUCCUCAUUGUUUUGGCAUGCAAGAGCAACCCUCAGCAGUAGCCGAACGCCUGAAGCUAUUUGGUUCUGGCCUCAGCAAGGAACAGCGAGAAGCACUGGUUGCUUCAGAACCUCUUGCUUUGCAUCUUUUCCAAGGGCUGGCGUACACCAUAGGGUCUGCAUUAGGCUCUCGUCCGCCUUCAUCAGAGGCCUGUCUAUCGGCAUUUACUCUUCCCAACUCCGUUGGGUUGACUGCCGGAGCGCGCGCGUGGUCGAAACACGCGCAUCGCUCCGGUACUGCUAGUCCCGAAACCAACGAGGAAACCCCAGUCACCAAAUCCGUGAAGAAAUCGAACAAACAGGACACUGGUGGCUGGUGGGGGGCGCAACCAUCCGGACCCGUCGCAGUCAUUAACGAGAAUGCUCUGGUCUUGUUUUGGAAAGUGAUGAAUAAUGCGACAUGGAGAAACCUGCAUUGGCUGCCACAUCAAGUGCUAGUUUACGAGGUCCGCGUCGCAGAGGGCUAUGGUUUGCGGUGGUCUCAAGAUCGGAGUGUCUCGCGAGAGAGCGAAGAAGACAUGCCGUCGUGGCUAUUUCGUGGAUUUGUUGAACCUAUGAUGGAAGCUUUGUGCCUUCCGUCCAUCCGUCCCCUCACUCGUGGUUUUGCUCAUCAAGCGGACUUCGAACCUUCGAAGAUUCAGACCAAGAUGGUGAAAUUUUAUCUGCUUUUCCUGGCAUGGGCAACGUCUGCAGUAUAUGGACGAGAUCCUUGCACACUCGCUACUGCAUCAAAAUGGGUUUCCAGCGCCAUUGCACAUGCCUGUGAACUCAGUGUCCCCUAUAAUCCGACCCACGCAUCGUCCAUUAUCAACUCUACACUCAAAAUUCUACCCUACUACUCUCUCGAAACUUGGUUUCGACGCUCUCCUAACCCUCGCAUCCCGCACGACAUCAACAUUCGAACACUUUUGGAAAGUCUCCAAGAUACGGUUUUAAAUUCUGGUUAUCCUACUGACUGGGAUUUCAAUCUUGCUGUCACUAAUGUGUUCAAUCGCGAGCAGGAUGGUCAUACCACUUACCAAGCGGCAUGUACGACAGCCUUUAGUUGGAAUCUCCCCUUUUCCAUCGCCGCUCUAGCAGAAACUCCAUUUUCACCCACGGCCAACGUUGUGUUUCUCUCCAACUACGACUUCCCAAAUCAAAAUCGACCCGGAUUCGAAGCGUAUCAUCUGCGGCGUGGAUUCAAUGGUCGUGCUUAUGAUCAUGCUCAAAUUCUGAGUAUUGAUGGGGUCAACGCCACAGAGUAUUUGACACGUCUGGCGCAGGAUUCCAGUGUCUAUGAGGGCCUCGUGGGUGGCUUUGAAGAUGCAGAUGCGCGAUUGAUGACACUCUUGUCCCGUUACUCAGCCGAUACCGACCAGGGGUUCUUUACUCAAGAAGUGGGUCGAUUCGGACAAAGGAUGUUUUAUCCUGGAAGGGACAACGUCACCGUCACCGUGCAAACGAUGGCGAAUACGACAGAGACACUGAUUAUCCCAUGGGCGGCGACUUUCAUUGCCAACGGGAACACCACACAGUCGUUUAUGACCCAAACUUGUGCUAGAGAAAAUUCCAAUCUACCGCGUCGCAGCUUGUCAGGAUAUGUCGAACCCCGGCAAUCUCUCGUUCAGGCGGAUGCACAAACCGAGAUUCGUGCAGCCGCCGGUACAGAAAACGAAAAGACCUCACGAACUAAUUUCGUUCAACCUCAUCUAACUUCCUAUGGUCAUUUUAUCACCCUCGACAUCUAUCGCCUGAAAAGACAUCCCAAAGUUGGCGUUGUUUAUGUCGAACAGUUCAAGCCCUCCAUCGAGUACAAUUAUAGGGACUAUUUCCGGCAACUCUCGAACGUGAUCUAUUCCGGCCUUACAUCCCUCAAGAAAGCCGGUGUGCAACAUGUCCUGAUCGACAUAUCUGGCAACAGAGGUGGCUACAUCAACGCGGGGGGAAUUAUGCAGUGGGGCCUAUGGCCCGAUGACCUCUAUCCCGGCUUUCCAUCCGUUUUCCGCGUCAACGACUUGAUCAUACGCCAGUCUCGGGUAGCUGCGAGACACAACGAUAGCUCAUCCGACUAUUACUUUGGCAAUUAUAUGUCCACCGACUACUUGCCCCUGACCUCCAACACGGAAUUUAUGGACCCACCUGUGGAACAGCUUGUCAACGGUGUGCGCGACCGUUUUUCUCACCCAAUCUUCGACUUUUUCGGCAACUCUUCUGCCGCAGUGACCAAGUUCACUUCGCCGCCGUUCGCCUCAUCAGACUAUGUUAUCGUGUCGAACGGCAUUUGUGCAUCAACAUGCUCGAUCUUCAGCAGCUACCUCUUUCAGAAACAUGGUGUCAGGUCGGCCGUUUUCGGCGCAAGCUUCCAUCCAGGCGAACAAGCUUCUAAACAGUUUGAUGGGGGAAUCAAAGGCGCCGAGGUCAUCAGCUUCGAAGAAAUUUUGUCGGAACUGGAGAAUGCAGGGCUGCAGAACGAUGAAGACGCACCGCAACCGUUUCCCGUUCGCGCGGUGCUAUCGGUUAACUUCAGGAAUGCGAUCCCAUAUAUGGACCAGCAACGAGAUGGGAUCUUGGAGUACGUAUGGGAGCCUGGUACGCGAAAGUACCAAUUCACUCGGGAGCUUUUCAACAAACCGGAAAAGGUUUGGGAGUUCGUCGCGGAGGAGUUUUUCGGCUGA
This is a messenger RNA of Mycena indigotica, 2730 nucleotides long. RefSeq lists its product as uncharacterized. Bases 1 to 2730 code for a protein of 909 amino acids. The transcript is spliced from 8 exons. Lineage: Eukaryota; Fungi; Basidiomycota; Agaricomycetes; Agaricales; Mycenaceae. The record is from RefSeq and is a predicted model, not a curated record.